Molecule: messenger RNA, 594 nt
Organism: Paramecium primaurelia
Lineage: Eukaryota; Ciliophora; Oligohymenophorea; Peniculida; Parameciidae
Source: the annotation of a GenBank genome assembly
AUGAAAAUUGCAUUCACAGUCUUGGUUGUCUAAGCUAUAAGCAAUUCUAACAUGAUGUCAAAGUAUCCACUCUAAUAUGGUUGUAAAAGAAGCAUCAUGAACAUCAUGGUUAAAAUUGAAAACAAGAUUAAAACACAUUUACCAUUAGAUUGAAUCAAGGGAAUCCUUAAUUCAUUCAAAUCAGCAGUCGCAUAAGAAUAAAGUGAUGUCUAUAUUGGAUAAAAAGCUGAAUGUGAUAGUGAAAUCGCCUAAAAAGACUUGAAGUUGAAGAUUCCAAAGGUACACUCAAAAUUGCCAAUAAAAAUGUAAAUCAGCUAACAUUCUUUUGAAAAAAUUAAGUAAACUCUUGGAGAAACAGAAAAAAUUUUGAACACAAUUUCUCAACAUAUCAGUUUAAGUAAUGAUGCCAGAUAAGAAGACACUCAAUCAUACAAUAGAGGAGCUGUUUCAUUAAAUGAUGCCAUCAAUACCUUUGAUGAUUCAAUUGAUCUUGCUAAUGCUCUUGCUAAUGCCCUUGCUAAAGGAUAAGCUUCUUUGGUUUAAGUUGCUGAUAUGACAACUAAUUAAUGUAAUUAGCUAUUGCUACCAAAAUGA